This is a messenger RNA of Etheostoma cragini (Arkansas darter), 1175 nucleotides long. RefSeq names its product glyoxalase domain containing 4 (gene glod4). Lineage: Eukaryota; Metazoa; Chordata; Actinopteri; Perciformes; Percidae. The coding region runs from base 40 to 936 and encodes 298 amino acids. The transcript is spliced from 9 exons. The record is from RefSeq and is a predicted model, not a curated record.
UCGGUCUCAUGCACACCAAUCUGCAAGCUGUCAAUAAACAUGGCUUUGAGACGAGCGUUGCAUUUUGUUUUCAAAGUUGGCGACAGGACCAAAACUGCAACAUUUUACCGAGAUGUUCUGGGCAUGAAGAUUUUACGCCAUGAAGAGUUUGAGGAAGGCUGCAAAGCAACGUGUAAUGGCCCCUACGAUGGAAAAUGGAGCAAGACAAUGGUUGGCUUUGGCCCAGAAGAUGACCAUUUUGUUGCUGAACUGACAUACAAUUAUGGGCUGGGAGAGUAUCAACUUGGCAAUGACUUCUUGGGUCUCACUCUGCAGUCGAGCCAGGCUGUAAGCAAUGCUAAACGUCUGGGAUGGCCUCUUACUGAGGUAGGAGAGGCGCUGUAUCUGACUCAGGCUCCAGGAGGAUAUCCUUUCUACCUUGUAGACAAAGAGCAGCCUCUCAGAGACCCUGUGCAGAAGGUUUGUCUCGGAGUAUCAGACCUCCACAGAUCGACCCACUACUGGACUACACUCUUGGGAAUGAAGGUGUUUGAAAAGAAUGAGGAAAAGAAAACUGUGCUGAUGGGAUUUGCAGACACGCAAUGUAAACUGGAGCUUCAUGAUAAUGGUGGGACAGUAGAUCAUGGAACAGCAUUUGGAAGAAUUGCAUUUUCAUGUCCACGGGAGCAACUGCCUGACCUCGAAGACACAAUGAAAAAGGCAAAUCAGAAAAUUCUCACUCCAUUAGUCAGCCUGGACACUCCUGGAAAGGCCACAGUAGAAGUGGUUAUUUUGGCUGACCCAGAUGGUCAUGAGAUUUGCUUUGUGGGAGAUGAGGCUUUCAGGCAACUGUCACUGGUGGACCCCAAAGGAAAUGAACUGCUUGAUAAGGCUAUGGCUGAAGAUAAAAGUGACGAGUGGUUUGCCAAACACAAAAGACAGAAAGCUGCUGCAUGAGAUAAAGGAGCUUGCCUGGAAAAUUGUGCACCAUCCAUUUCUCACCAGUUCGUAUGAUGAAGAGAUGCACAAGGCCCCUGUGGUGUAAAUGUUCUUGUAGUGAUAACUCGAUUAUCCUAAAGCUGGAGGUAUGAGAUCUAUUUUUCACCUGGAUCCAUGCCAUGAGGCGCUCCUGUUCCUCAUGGCAUUGACAGCACUGGGCCACUUGUUCAAUUUGAUGGAAAUUUUUUUUCCAAUUA